This is a messenger RNA of Diaporthe citri, 396 nucleotides long. RefSeq lists its product as uncharacterized. Bases 1 to 396 code for a protein of 131 amino acids. The record is from RefSeq and is a predicted model, not a curated record. The transcript is spliced from 2 exons. NCBI's taxonomy places the organism in Eukaryota, Fungi, Ascomycota, Sordariomycetes, Diaporthales, Diaporthaceae.
AUGCAUUUCCGUUCAAUACUCCCUCUGCUCAUGAGCAGCCUGUACGCCUCACAAGCCGUCGCCGAAGCAUAUGGAGACUGCUGCAUGUGCCAUUACGUUGCGCUCCAGUGGCUGUGCGUAAAAUGGAACGAAGAAGCGGACUCUCUUUCCUGCGGACUCGGCGGACCGUUCCCACAGGGAUCAAAGUGCACAGUCGACAGAUUCUACCAGCCAGAGAACCGCCUCCAAGCAAAUGUCUCCCUGUACAUGGGCGCAAACGAGUCACCAUAUCGCCUAGAUCUGGGCAUCAACCCUGGCAACUGCAAGGUGUGGAAGGAGUUCCCAACACAGUGGACUGGCUGGGGCGCCUACAUGUUCAACGGCGGCGAGAUCUCGUCACAGGAAAUGAGUGUUUGA